UGUGUUUCCAUUUCUGACCGCGUCGUUCAGCUUCUAUCUGUCCUGAGCCCACACUAAUCAUGGUUUCCAUUAGAGUUUGUGCGCUUUUAGUUUUGGCCCUGGCCAUUCUUGUAGUACCAUCAAAAUCGGAAAAUGGUUGCGCUGGUAGUCCAGAACUCUGUCAAGAGAGCCGGUUCAUGCGCUUCAUCACAGAUAGUGUUCAUAGGUUUAACGAGAACAACGCAUCUUUGGAGAUCAUCCCUGGUCUAGAAAUAGUGAAGUCAACGCAGCAGGUCGACGAGGAUGGAAGGUCCAAUGACAUUGAAGGAGGAUCGAUACUUUCGGAGGUCAGCAGAUAUAUGAACAACCAUGAAGUGAAAAUUAAGUUCAAGGAGUUGUUUGGACGGGCCAAUAUCAAAGCAGCGAAGAACUAUUACAACUAUUUGAUUGAAGACGAGCCGGUUGAAGAGGGCAAAGGCAAGAAGGACAAAGGAGCCGGCAUGGUCAUGAUGAUGGGCUUAUUGAUGGGCAAGAUGAUGGCGACGUUAGGUCUGGGCGGUAUUGCAGCACUUGCUAUGAAAGCAUUGGGUGUCUCGUCUCUUGCCUUAUUGCUGGCAGGAAUGCUCGGUCUCAAAAAGCUUACCGAAGGCGGUCAAGGGGAUGGAGGACACCACGUUGAAUAUGUAAGCUCGCACGGAUCACACCACCGAAAGAGGAGGGACGCCAACGAGGGAUCUGAUCUUCCUUACCGCGGAUGGACUGCAGAAGCUUUAAAUUGAAACGAAUCUAAGACGUACAGUACGUGAGUUGAAAAAUUCAGAUUGAAUGCGUGUGUGAAAACUUGUUCAAAUUUAACUUAUUGUAAAAUUAACUUAUUGCAAUGGAAAUAAAUUAUUAUAAUUAUAACAA
Hermetia illucens (black soldier fly) is the source of this 888-nucleotide messenger RNA. RefSeq lists its product as uncharacterized. The record is from RefSeq and is a predicted model, not a curated record. Lineage: Eukaryota; Metazoa; Arthropoda; Insecta; Diptera; Stratiomyidae. Bases 60 to 758 code for a protein of 232 amino acids. The transcript has 2 exons.